UCACAAAAUACGAAUAACAUCCAUUAAGAUAAUUCUAGAACAGCUCCAAAAUAAGAAAAAAGAAAAUAUUCACCAAAAUCUCUAUAUACUAAUACUAAUUCGUCAUCGACACUAAAAACACAAUUAUAGCAUCUCUAUAAUUUUGUAAUUUGAUGAUAAUUGGAGUUUAUGAUAAGAUUAAUUUGGAUGUUUCUGGAACAAAUUGGAAUAUAGUGAAGCUGAAGGAUUUAUGCAGCGGCUUCGAGGAGAAUAUAGAAGUGAAACAGUACCCGACCCGAAUACGAUUCGCCCGCUUUGUGCCGUCAUGGAUGGGAAGUCCAAAGGCAAAGAUACUCAAAAUCAAGGCUCCAUCAAAUCACAUUUGUAUGAGAUUUGUGCAGUAAAUCAUUGGAAAGCACCUUUAUUUGAAUGUUGCAAUGAGGAAGGUCCAGAUCACCACAAGUUGUUCACCUUUAAGGUAAUUGUGGAAAUAAGAGGACUUCGUACAACAAUUAUAGAGUGUAUGGGCAAUCCGCAUUCAAAGAAGAAAGCUGCAGCAGAGAAUGCAGCUGAAGGAGCAAUGUGGUUUCUAAAUCAAGCAGACUACCUAGCGCGGAAUGAUAUUUUUGAACCAUGCCCUUGAAGUAAUGCAGGAUGGAGUUGCUACUGCAGAGUCCCUUGAGCUUCACCACUGACUCCACGUGCCCCUUGAGUGUAUGAAGCUCUCUUAGCCUAUUAACAAAUGCAGAAGAAUCGAAAUUAGAAAAUCGUUAAGCUAUUGGAAAAUGACCCCUGCAAGCUGCAAUAUG
This is a messenger RNA of Solanum pennellii, 788 nucleotides long. RefSeq names its product ribonuclease 3-like protein 1. NCBI's taxonomy places the organism in Eukaryota, Viridiplantae, Streptophyta, Magnoliopsida, Solanales, Solanaceae. The transcript is spliced from 5 exons. Bases 230 to 622 code for a protein of 130 amino acids. The record is from RefSeq and is a predicted model, not a curated record.